UCAACUUGGUUUCUAUAUAAUAGUUUUGCAGACGACAACGGAGGCGGACAAACAGUGGCGGUUGUGGUUGGUUCCGUACGUUACCUCCUAUUCCAAAUUCGACACAUUCCGAAUACGUCGUUUCGAUCACCGUCAAAUUCAAUUAUCUCUCCCUUAGGAUUCGUUUUCCCCAACAGGGUCAAUGGCAUCUUCUGCAGACUCAUGGAUGAAGGAAUUUAAUGAAGCAUUAAAACUUGCUGAUGAUAUCAAUGGCAUGAUUUCUGAACGGAGUUCAUUGCCUACAUCAGGACCAGAUGCUCAGCGUCAUGCAUCUGCUAUACGAAGAAAGAUCACAAUAUUAGGGACUAGACUUGAUAGCUUACAGUCCCUUUUGUCGAAGCUUCCUGGAAAGCAGCCCAUAUUAGAGAAAGAGAUGAAUCGUCGCAAGGACAUGCUUGCAAAUUUGAGAUCAAAGGUUAACCAGAUGGCGUCAACAUUGAACAUGUCAAACUUUGCUAACAGGGACAGCUUGCUUGGCCCGGAAAUAAAGCAAGCUGAUGCCAUGAGCAGAGCAGCUGGCUUGGACAACUCUGGCCAUGUUGGUCUUCAACGGCAAAUUAUGAGAGAGCAAGAUGAAGGUCUUGAGAAGUUGGAGGAGACUGUAGUAAGUACAAAACAUAUUGCAUUGGCAGUCAACGAAGAACUUGACCUACAUACUAGGCUGAUCGAUGACUUGGACCAACAUGUGGAUGUUACGGACUCCAGGUUACGGCGGGUUCAGAAGCAUUUGGCGGUUUUGAAUAAGCGCACCAAGGGAGGUUGCUCAUGCAUGUGCAUGCUCCUGUCGGUUAUUGGGAUCGUGGUUCUGGUUGCUGUCAUAUGGUUGUUGAUCAAAUAUUUGUAAUUCCAACAAUGGCAAAACACCGCGCCAUCUUUCUCUUCGUAUGUGUUUGUUGGUGUGAAUUGGUUUUUCAUUGUUUCAUGUUAUCGUUC
Corylus avellana is the source of this 972-nucleotide messenger RNA. Its product is annotated as syntaxin-51. Gene Ontology annotation, biological process: intracellular protein transport; vesicle-mediated transport; vesicle fusion. Gene Ontology annotation, molecular function: SNAP receptor activity; SNARE binding. The record is from RefSeq and is a predicted model, not a curated record. NCBI's taxonomy places the organism in Eukaryota, Viridiplantae, Streptophyta, Magnoliopsida, Fagales, Betulaceae. Gene Ontology annotation, cellular component: membrane; SNARE complex; endomembrane system.